This is a messenger RNA of Acaromyces ingoldii, 2139 nucleotides long. RefSeq lists its product as hypothetical. Gene Ontology annotation, biological process: mitochondrial L-ornithine transmembrane transport. Gene Ontology annotation, molecular function: L-ornithine transmembrane transporter activity. The record is from RefSeq and is a predicted model, not a curated record. The coding region runs from base 1 to 2139 and encodes 712 amino acids. The transcript is spliced from 2 exons. NCBI's taxonomy places the organism in Eukaryota, Fungi, Basidiomycota, Exobasidiomycetes, Exobasidiales, Cryptobasidiaceae.
AUGGCCAUGGCGACUCCGAGCGGGAGCGACAUCACGCUCGAGAAGCUUGGGCAGUCGAGUCCCACGGAAGAUGCAAAAGCGCAAAGAAAAACAAAAGCCAAGGGGGAAGAGAAGAAAAGCAGACCGAAGCGGCGCAAGAGAUCCAAUAGCAACGAUGGCGCGACGACAGGCCAAGACGGCACCUCGCGCAAGGAAUCGCUUAGCGGCGCUCUCGCACGCUCGCUCGUGGGCACGCUCGCUUUCGUGUUUCGAGCCCCGGUGAGGCUUUUCAGGCCAGUCAAGCUCAGCAGCUGGUCGUUGCUGGAAACCAUGGCGAAGCGAGAAGGCCGUUCGCUUUCAUUGCGAUAUUUGAGGACGCUCCUUCGGCGGGAGAAGAGGAGCUUCUUACCGCACUUGCUCCUUCCUCCUUUGCUCGUCAACACGACCAUCGGCUUUUGUCUCUUUGAAGCUUACAGUCUGACAGAGUCAAGACUUCUUGGGGAAUACUACCCGGUCGUAGAGCAGGAGCCAUCGUCCCCGACAAGAAAGGCACCCACACCGUCGUUUACUCCUCUCUGGAUCGUCGCCAUAUCUGGAAGCGUUGCAGGGGCUGCACAAUGCAUCGUUUCGGCACCUCUAGACAACGUUCGUAUAAUCUUGUCGUCAGACAUUGGCAAUUCGGGCCGGCACCGCGGGAGUAACAGCAGCAAUGGAGGUGGAAGACUCCGAGGACAUCCAUUAGGCAUCUCAUGGCGCGCCGUCGCAAGAGCAGCGAUCUUACCGUUUGCACCCGCCACUACAAGAGAUAGGCUGGUGCAAGAGGUUAAGCAGAAUGCAUCUUUUCGACCGUCUGCUGCUGGCAGCGGCAGCUCCAAUCCGAUCUGGAGGUCUUUGCUGGGGUUGGCAAGCGGGAACGCAAGCGCGGAAGAAGUGGAGCAGACGAAGAAGGUAUGGGAGAAAAGGCUUGAGCGCUGGCGGGGCGGCGUUCACGGUGCUGGUCUGGUCAUGUCUCUGGCUCGAGACAGCGUCGGAUUUGCAGCCUUCUUCCUUGCGUUUGAGUGCUCCAGAAGGGUUGCAUUCAAAGCUUCACAGGCGACGGAUCGCGCGAUUGCCCUCAUCAACACGUCUGCUAUUUUGCCUCCGAGUAUUCCUGCCCCGCGACCGGACUCUCAGCCUCGAGGCGAUGUCCACAUCGAAUCGUCAACGGAGCAGGAGCGACGAGGAAGUGGUGAUAUCUCAUAUAGCCAGUCACGUACUCGCACCGGAAGAUUUGUGGCUGCAUCUGUUCUCAUUGUUGGUGGGGCGGUCGGUGCUGCCCUGUACGAGCUCGUCGGCCGACCCGCUGAGCUUGCGCGGGUCGUUGUUUGGGAAGGUCGCAAGGCUUGGGAGGAAGGGCGAAGAGGAAAUACAACGAGCAAGACGAAAGCUCACAAAGCCCGAACGACGAUGUUCGCGAACGCAAGAAAAGGACGAAGCGUUGUUCGUGGAGCACGGUUGUCGUCUGGAGUGCCCCCGUCGAGGAAGUUGAGCUCAUUCCUGGAGUUGAGAAGGUCAAACACCCUCGGAGUUGGACAGGGACGUAUCGUGUCGAUGGCCGCCCGUGAUCGACCCCGAGCACCUCACCCUCUGAGGCUGGCGAAGCCUGCAGCGGCUAAGGGCAAGUUGACACCCAAGAAGAAGUUCCUGGGACCCGUGGCAGGUGGGCGAAGGAGGAAAGGGCUCUCUGCUGGCUUCGCUCGAGGUCCUUCGUCUCCACCGCCUCUGAGCACGAGGCCGAGCGCAUACACACUUCUCGUCGAGCACGCCCAGAGGACAUCAAUACUCCGACAUACAUCAAGCAACCCUCGGGCCCCUCUGACACCCGUGCCCACGCCUAUCCUCCUGCUUCACACCUACUUUAUCGCACCUUUUACGUCACGACCCACCUCAGUCCCUUUUCAUUCAACCCGUGCCGGGCCGUCAUCGACGAUGCGGCCAGAAUCGCAACUCCGUAAAAAGUGGACACUGAAGAAUCCCGUCUCGGCAGGCCCCGGAAGCCUCAAGAGCGUCUCGUCGGCCCAGAGUUGGGGGAGCGGGAGGGUGGCUUGGGCUCUGCGGAGAUUGGCCACCCCGUACGGUUUAGGCUUCUUGACGUACGCUUGGAUGAGCGGCGAUAUCUGA